GCUGGUCGAAAGAGAGAGAGAGAGAUUGCUUUAGUCGCAUUUCAGUACCUUCAUCGAAAGGCUUCGAACCUUUACAGACUUCCUCCAGCCAACCUCUACCCACCACCUCUUCGCCAUUACAAUCCUCUGCUUGGUGAGGAGUAGACCGAGAGAGCCCAUCAUGCUGACGCUUUGCUCAGCACAGCUCUGCGUGCUGCUCAGUCUGAUGCUGCAUUGCAGCUUCGCCCAAGGCGCCCGUCUGCUCCUCUUCACCGCAACAGCACAAGGAGCAUAUCGCCACGACAGCAUUCCCACCGCCAUCCAGACAAUCACGGCGCUAGGCAAGGGAGACAUUUCGCUGUCGUCGGAUGUGGCUGAAAGCGCCGUUUCUGGCGCUCGGUGGGAGACGGUAGCUUCGGAGGAUGCUCAGCUCUUCACACAGCAAGGACUUGAGGAAUUUGAUGCGAUUGCCUUUGUCCACAAUACCGACGUAGAUCCACCGGGAAUUGGGACCAUCUUAUCUUUCGAUCAAGCAUCUGCUCUCCUUUCCUACAUUUCCUCCGGCGGCGGCUACGUUGGGGUGCACAGCGCCGCCAACACGCUGUACUCCACACCAGGAUAUGGCAGACUAGUUGGGAGCUUCUUUGACUAUCACCCUGCAUUGCAGCGCGUGAGCAUCGGUGCUCUGAGCAAGGACCAUCCAAGCACAAGUCGCUUUCCCGAAUCCCUCAGCAUUCGGGAAGAAGUGUAUCACUUCCGCACAGAUCCACGUCGACUUCCAUCUCCGGCACACGUGCUGCUGACCAACACCUCUGCCUUUCAAGAUCCGGGCGUGAAUGCGCAAGGGUUCAGGAACGGCUCGGAUGGAUCGCCCAGACCAUUGGCGUGGUGGAGAGAGGGUGGUUUGUUGGACGUACCCCAAGAGGAGCGUAUUGGCGGAGGUCUCGACGACUACGAAGGCGACGUCAAUCCUCGAGGUGGUCCCGGCCGCAGCUUCUGCACUAGUCUGGGCCAUCUGAACGAGACGUGGCAGGAACCCGCAUUUCAAGCGCACAUUGCUGGCGGUAUUCAUUGGGUCUUGUCGAGCCCAACUGUGAAGAGCAACACGGGUAGCGCUUCGAUAGGCUCCAGCGGAACACCCACCGAUCAAAGUGGAAGACCUACCUCCACCGCCAGGGACCAGAUCGGCGCUGCGGAUGUCGCAGCCAGCCCUGUCAAGGUGUCGCCUGGGGCCAUAUUUCUGUGCGCUGUAGUGCUCUCUUCACUAUGGGCAGUACAGACGUAAAUGUCAUAAAGACG
Ceraceosorus guamensis is the source of this 1278-nucleotide messenger RNA. Its product is annotated as class I glutamine amidotransferase-like protein. The transcript is spliced from 6 exons. Lineage: Eukaryota; Fungi; Basidiomycota; Exobasidiomycetes; Ceraceosorales; Ceraceosoraceae. The record is from RefSeq and is a predicted model, not a curated record. The coding region runs from base 161 to 1264 and encodes 367 amino acids.